UCGUUUCUCUCACCAUUGCCUCUCUCUUCUUGCCUAUUGACUUCCAUGAUCAAUCCUCAAGAACCUCUCCCUUCCCUACCCUCUCUCUCUUCUCAUAUUUAUAAAUAGAGACAAAUCCCAUGUGUUAAAAGCGUUGCCACCGUUACUUUGAGCAACUCAUUUCUUUAAGGUAGGUAUAUUUGAUAUAGAAUAUUUAGACAGGAUCAGAGAUUAAAGAAACAGAAAGAGUGAAAAAUGAAGGAUAUGCCACCUGGUUUUCGGUUCUAUCCAACAGAAGAAGAGUUGGUUUCAUUUUAUCUUCAUCACAAGCUGGAAAGGAAGAGGGAGGAUUUGAACCGACUUAUGGAUCGGGUUAUACCAAUUGUCGACAUUUAUGACUUCAAUCCUUGGGAUCUUCCACAAUUUUCACUGCAACUAUGCCAUAAGGACCCUGAACAAUGGUUCUUUUUCAUUCCAAGACAAGAGAAUGAAGUUCGGGGAGGAAGACCAAGGCGGCUAACAUCAACUGGGUACUGGAAAGCUACUGGUUCUCCUGGUUGUGUUUAUUCUUCCGGAAAUCGCCCUAUCGGCAUAAAAAGAACCAUGGUUUUUUAUAAUGGGAGAGCUCCUAAUGGAAGAAAAACUGAGUGGAAGAUGAAUGAAUACAAAGCCAUUGAAGAAGCAGAUUCAUCUAAUGGUGCAACUCCAUCUUUAAGGCAUGAAUUCAGCUUGUGCCGGGUGUACAAGAAAUCGAAAUGUUUGCGGUCAUUUGACAGGCGACCACCAGCAGUAGGAGCGCAGAUAUGUGAGCCAGCUGCAGUUCAUCAAAGUCAAGCUACGGUUGGAGCAGCAGCAUCUCAACAUCAGAGCCCUCGAUUAAAGGCGCCUGAGAGAACCAUAAGCUCACCAGAGAGUUCAUCCUCAGGAGAUCAUCGGAAUCCAUCACAAACUGGAGAAAGCAGCAACUCAUCAGCCAUGGUAGUUGACUAUGAUGAAUUUUUCUGGAACCUUGAUGGCUUCUGGGAAUCUGGGAUUCCAUGAAGUACAAAGAGAGAGGAUUUAAUUUCGAGCUCAAGCUGACUUUGGAUGGAAUCUUCCAGGCUAGGAAUUCAAUUAACCUUUAAAUCAAAAAUAAGCUUCUGAUGUUAUUGGUUAAAAAUCCAAAUUAACUUCGAAAGCAUAUAUAGUGCUUUUCUUUCUUUCAUCUUUUUAGUUUGUCUUCAUCCUUUUCCUCCCAUCGAUCAAAGAGAAAAAGAAAAAAAAUUUGAACUUUCAGAAAUAGUUUAAACUAUUGAAUUCAUGCAGGCGAAAGUAGCAGAGAUACAUAGGUGAAGAAAACUGUAAUUCAAGUAUGAAUGCUAUAAAUAAUGUGAAUGCUUCAUACAUAUAUAAUUUGUUUAAAUUAAACUUUUCGAGACAUCAUAAAAAAUUUGGAUUGAAACUUUUGGGACCGAAUUAAGAGACAAAAUAAAUUUAA
Molecule: messenger RNA, 1456 nt
Organism: Durio zibethinus
Lineage: Eukaryota; Viridiplantae; Streptophyta; Magnoliopsida; Malvales; Malvaceae
Product: NAC domain-containing protein 90-like
Biological process (GO): regulation of DNA-templated transcription
Molecular function (GO): DNA binding
Source: RefSeq, a predicted model, not a curated record